Fusarium verticillioides 7600 is the source of this 639-nucleotide messenger RNA. RefSeq lists its product as hypothetical. Lineage: Eukaryota; Fungi; Ascomycota; Sordariomycetes; Hypocreales; Nectriaceae. The coding region runs from base 1 to 639 and encodes 212 amino acids. The record is from RefSeq and is a predicted model, not a curated record. The transcript has 2 exons.
AUGCGUUUAUCCAGCUUUCUGCUGGCCGCUGGUCUUUCCAGCUCUGCCUUUGCAGUGGAGGCAUCGCUGGAUCCUUGGGAAAUUGACCCUAGCUGCAAUGGCUUCGAGAACGACAUCAAGGACGCUCUGACGCAGUCGAUUGAUCUCGCUGAUGCUGCCAGAACCAGUCUCGAGUUUCUUCUUGCAAAAAUGCCGGACCGAAACUCUGAUCCCGACGGGGCAGUGAAGUGGGCGCGUAUUUCAUCGGCUGCUAAUAGCAUCUUUGGUCUUAUGCCUAACUACAAGGGCCACGAUGCUGAGACUCAAAAGUACAUUGAGGAUUUGAGAGACAUCUUUGCUAAGACGGCCAACACUCUUCCCUCAUCUCAGAAUAACCCCGCCAAAGGCUUCAGCCCAAUCCUAUCCCAGAAGCCCAACGCUAAGCCCUUGAUGGUCUGCGGCGACGAUGUCUUCCAAUGGUACGACGUUGAUGACGAGCCUGAGCCUGGUGUAGGCAAGGUCAGAGACCAACCAGCCGUGAGCCGCUACAUCCAGGGUGGCGGCACAAUCGCAGGUGCCUUUUAUUACGCCAACGUUGGGACUUUAGACAGACCAAGGCAGCUUCCGUCGGACACUGCAUCGGCAACCGAGAGGCUGUGA